This is a messenger RNA of Tremella mesenterica DSM 1558, 975 nucleotides long. RefSeq lists its product as uncharacterized. NCBI's taxonomy places the organism in Eukaryota, Fungi, Basidiomycota, Tremellomycetes, Tremellales, Tremellaceae. Gene Ontology annotation, molecular function: aldehyde-lyase activity. Bases 112 to 975 code for a protein of 287 amino acids. The record is from RefSeq and is a predicted model, not a curated record. The transcript is spliced from 6 exons. Gene Ontology annotation, cellular component: cytoplasm.
ACAAACUCGGAGAUUGGAAAGCAUGAUAUCGAAUUCAAGUUUCAAAUUAAACCAUUCUUUCACUACCAAGUUUUAUCGUCGUCAUAUUGUUCAUACUUGUACUACUUCAACAUGUCAAGUAACGGUACCGUGGAUGGUUUGACUUUGGCUCGAAAGUCCGUCGUUCCUAAUCUUGUCAAACGUUUCCUUCAAGAAGGUCGUUUGGCUCAUUCUUUCUCUAUCAAACUUAUAGCCAACGUCGAUAUCGUUUAUUAUGCCGCUGCGGCAGGUUAUGAAGCUGUCUUGAUCGAUUUGGAACAUUCAAGUUUUGGUCUUGAAACUUGUAAUCAACUUUCUGUUUCUGCUCUCAGUGCUGGGAUCACGCCCAUCGUUAGGGUUCCUGCCAAUACGUCAGAUUGGAUCUCCCGUGCGCUUGAUGGAGGCGCUCAGGCUAUCAUCGUUCCUCAUGUCAACUCUGCUGCCGAAGCUGCCAACGUCGUCAAAUACGCUAGAUUCGCUCCGGAAGGUGAACGUUCAGCUACCAGUGGUAUGGCUUGUCUUCGAUACGCUUCCAUCCCUGCCAAAUACGCCAAUGUAGCUGCCAACGAAGAAACUUUGGUCAUUUGUAUGAUUGAGACGGAACGUGCUGUAGAGGAUGUUGAAUCUAUCGCUGCUGUACCCGGUGUAGAUGUUCUCCUGAUUGGUUCUUCCGAUUUAACUUCAGAUAUGGGUAUUGCUGGCGAUUAUGACAGCCCAAGACUAGCCGAUGCCUACGCCAAGGUUUCCGCCGCGUGUGCCAAAGCUUCCGUCAAUGGUAGACUCGUUUCUAUGGGUAUCGGUGGUCUCAAUGGUCGCCCCGAUCUCAUCGAGAAGCUAGCGACCGCACAUGCUAAUGGACGUUAUGCUAUGUCCGGUGCUGAUAACGCUAUGAUGCUCGCUGCUAUGAGAGCGGGUGCGAAGAACACACAAGCUAUGACUGCUCGUCUCUCUGCUUAG